This is a messenger RNA of Chanos chanos (milkfish), 2493 nucleotides long. It is a transcript of the gene fhdc3, whose product is annotated as FH2 domain containing 3. Lineage: Eukaryota; Metazoa; Chordata; Actinopteri; Gonorynchiformes; Chanidae. The record is from RefSeq and is a predicted model, not a curated record. Bases 1 to 2493 code for a protein of 830 amino acids. The transcript is spliced from 12 exons.
AUGGAGACAGUUGGUUUGAUAGAUGCGGCACUUCUACUACGGCAACCCCUCGAUUCAACCUCUCAGCGUCCAAACCAAACCGUCAGAUCAACACCUCAUCCUCCACCACCUCCUCCAGCUCCAGCACCUCCACCUCCUCCUCCACCACCUCCACCUCCGCCACCUCCUCCCACAUCCAAGGGCGAUGCAUUCUCCCGAACAGUGCAGCGGCGCUCGAGAAUGCGCAACUUUAAUUGGGAUGCCAUACCGCGGCACAGUGUGUUGGGCAAGCGCAAUGUGUGGACUUCGCAGCGGUCGAAGGAGGACUUUCAGCUGGACACAAAGCGUAUUGAGGAGCUCUUCAGUCGCAGCGACGUGGAGCAGCUUCCACGAAAGAACGGAACGGUUAGGAAGAGUGUCCGCGGCCUCUCGCCGUCCGGGCAAAGACCUGAAAGGGUCUCAAUCAUCAACUCUAAGAAAAGUAUGAAUAUUGGGAUUUUCCUGAAACAGUUCAAAAGGCCGCUGAGGGGCAUAGUAGAAGAUGUGCGAAGGGGAAAUCCCUGCUUUGGGUCAGAGAAACUGAAGGAGCUGUAUAAACUGCUGCCCGAUGAUGGAGAGGUAAAGAGGCUGAAGUCAUUCAGCGGGGAUAUGGAUCAGUUAACUGAAGCCGACAGGUUCAUGGUGAUGCUGGUAAAAGUGCCAGGCUAUGAGGAGAGGCUGAGGACUCUGCUCCUUAGAGAGGAGUUUUGCCCUUUUGUGGAGGAGUUGAAGAACUCUAUUGCUGUUAUGAUCACUGCUGCCAGAGAGCUCCUCUCCAGCGACGACCUCCACUCCAUCAUCCGCCUGGUCCUGAAAGCAGGAAACUAUAUGAACUCUGGCGGCUAUGCAGGCAGCGCGAUCGGGUUCAGGAUGACGUCUCUGCUGAAACUGGUCGACACCAAAGCCAACAAGCCUGGAAUGAACCUCAUGCACUAUGUGGCUAUGCAAGCACAGCAGAUUGAUCCCAGCCUACUGAACUUUCCGGAUCAGCUUCAGCAUGUUGGAGCUGCUUCUAGGAUCCAGCAGCUGGAGGUAGAGGCAGAUUUUCAGAGGGAGGUGGAGAAAGUCAAGGAGGCCAGGAUGGACUCAAGCAAUCAGCCAGAUCUGCAACGUCAAAUGGAAGCUUUUCUUAACAAGGCAGAGAGUCGUCUGGCCGACAUUCGGGCUUCUCUACGAGAUUUGUCCGCCGUCAGUUACUCUGUUGCCGAGUACUUCUGUGAGGAUCCUUCCUCGUUUAAAUUAGACGAAUGUUGCUCCAUCUUUCGUUCGUUCUGCGAGAAGUUUGAGAGGGCUGUACAGGAGAACCGUGAGCGGGAGGCAGUGGAGCGGAGGAGGAAACAGCAGACAGAGAGGGAGAGACUCCUGAAUGCUGCCAAACGACGCUCCACGGCCACAUGCUCCGCCAGAGACGUGGAGACAGAGGCCGCAGCUCUGGAGUCCGUUCUGUACGGUUUCCUCUCCAGCCGUGGUCCACGCAAGAGGGCCAGCAAGCUUUUAACCUUAGGCAGGAGCCCCACAGGCCUGGUGAAUAAACAGAGCCCCCUAGUGGAGGAGUCAGAGGACAGCGAGAGUCCAACGUCCCCCUCAGAGAUGGUGCUGAUGCGGCUGAACAGCAGUGACUUAAGGAGCCCUUCGGCAAAAAGCCCGGUGCUGAGUGGUCAAGAGGAAAUAGAGAAUGCUGCAAAGAACCACCAAUCACCACAAGUUGAUUCGAGGAAAGGACCCUCCAUAGAGGACAAAGUGACUCCGAAAAGCAGCGACCGCAGGGUGCCCCGUUGUAGGACCACACAAAGCAAACGCAGCACCGUGUCAUCUGAGGAUGAAGAGGGGACCAAAGGAGACAACAAGGGAUUGGAUGCGGAGGAAGUGGAGAAGAUGCGUGAGGUGUCUUGUAAGGUCUUACGCUACCAGACGAGCCGCGGUAGUCUGAAAGACGAGCCCGCUCCGGAUCUCCAGCGCUCGCCCGAGGGACGUUUCAACUCCCCUCAACAUCGGGAGAUGAACGUUUUUCUCCAAAACAGUCUCGGAGGUCUAGGAUCCCCUUGGACCAUUCUCAGCCCUCGCAUGACCCCCCAUACCAAACCCCACCGCCGGCACUCUUUCACCAUCUCCCGCGGCGACGACCUUGAUGACGAAGUGUGGGCGUUACCCGAUACUCCAGUACGCCCGAAGGCCCCUCCCCUUUCUCAUUUGCCCGCAGGGACCUCUUUGUCGUUACCUGACUGCCCUUUGAAGAGGACUCCGGCCCAGGGGCCAAUGCUCAGGUCGCUCUCACUCAGCGAAAGGAGUGAUGGUAACGAAUCUGCUCCCAGUUUUCGUCUGGGAGAUGUCUUCCAGAGACGAGCCGGUCAGGGCCCACCAACUAAGAGGCAGGAGUCAUCAGCACUUGUGUCCUUCUUCAGACGAUUUGGAGAAAGGAACAGACAACCUCCAGAACUGGGCCAGGGCUCCAGAGGAACCGACACUAGAACUUAG